AUGAAGCAAAAGAUGUAUAGCUGGGACGAGUGCAUGAAGCUCCGUGAAAUCCAAUCACUUAGGCAGCUCAUUCAUCCCAACAUUGUCAAGCUGAAAGAAGUCAUCAGAGAAAAUGACGAGCUCCACAUGGUCUUUGAGAUGAUGGAGGCGAACCUUUACGAGUUCAUGAAGUCCAGGGUGCGGUCCUUGCCCGAAUCCAAGAUCCGAAACAUAAUGUUUCAGACCAUGCAGGGCCUGCACUUCGUACACAAGACCGGGUACUUCCAUAGGGACAUGAAGCCAGAGAACGUUUUGGUAUCUGGCGACACCGUGAAGCUCGCUGAUUUCGGGCUUGCGCGACAAAUUCGAGCUCGGCCACCAUUUACUGACUAUGUUUCAACUCGGUGGUACCGAGCUCCAGAGGUUUUGCUGCGAAGCUCGACCUACAAUUCACCCAUUGAUAUCUGGGCAUGUGGUGGUAUCAUGGCCGAGCUGUACACUCUACGACCUUUGUUCCCGGGUUCUUCCGAAUCGGAUGAGCUCUACAAGAUCUGUUCAGUUCUUGGGACGCCAACCACUACAAGCUGGCCUGAUGGGUUUAAGCUUGCAUCGCAGAUCAGCUAUCGAUUCCCGCAGUUCGUGCCAACGAAGCUCGAGACCUUGGUGCCCCAAUCAAAUUCUGAUGGCAUCAACAUCAUGCAGGCCAUGAUGAGCUGGGAUCCUGCAAAGAGACCUUCGACCGCCCAAGUAUUGAAACAUCCUUACUUCGAGGUUGCGCUGAGUGAGUCGCAGCAGCACCCAGCUUCUCAGCUUCCCCAUCUACCAGCUGGCGGUUCGCAGGAUCAAAGCAUGCCAGCUCGUGCCCCUGUGCCUUCUUCGAAGCCGCCUGCACCGUUUGCUGCUGCACAGGCUGGCCAAGUUACUACCAAUAGCUUCAUAGGCACAAGGGGAAGUUGGAAAGGCGAUGGCAGCCAUCCCAGUACUGGCAGACAACACUCCGGCAAGGAGAAUGCGGCGAAUGGCUCCAUGGGCUUCAAUUUACCACCCCUGAGGGGUGAAGGCCCAAGCUCUAGCGCGAAGAAAAGCCCUGGUGCCCGCUACUUGAAGAUGGCACGCUACCAGCCAGGUAUGCAGCAGGCCCUCGUUCCUGGCCGUGCCGAGUUGCCGCAGUUACCUGCGCCACAAGCGGGGAUUGGUGCAUCGCUUCCACCGAUUAUGCGCAAAGAUCCUGCAUUGCCAGAAAGCAGUGGCAAGCAGAGUUAUUUCGGGGCACAUGCGGCCCGCAUGCUGGGAUGA
Molecule: messenger RNA, 1275 nt
Organism: Symbiodinium natans
Lineage: Eukaryota; Dinophyceae; Suessiales; Symbiodiniaceae
Source: the annotation of a GenBank genome assembly